Messenger RNA from Lottia gigantea (owl limpet), 1776 nucleotides. RefSeq lists its product as hypothetical. The transcript has 3 exons. The record is from RefSeq and is a predicted model, not a curated record. NCBI's taxonomy places the organism in Eukaryota, Metazoa, Mollusca, Gastropoda, Lottiidae. Gene Ontology annotation, biological process: postsynaptic membrane assembly; modulation of chemical synaptic transmission; synaptic vesicle endocytosis. Gene Ontology annotation, cellular component: cell surface; synapse. The coding region runs from base 1 to 1776 and encodes 591 amino acids. Gene Ontology annotation, molecular function: neurexin family protein binding; signaling receptor activity.
AUGGCCAACAUCCAUGAGUUGCUGAUACUUCUGUCAGGCCUUCUUGUCGUCAAUAAUGCCCAAAACUACCAAGGUAACGUGUCAAAAGCUACUCCACCUGCAGGUGAUAUGUAUGGAAGAACAGAAUAUUACAAUGGAGUGAUGGUUCUUCAGUUUCUUGGCAUUCCGUAUGCAGAGAGUCCAACUGAGGAUAGUGUACUUUCAAGACCACUUCCUAAGACAGGUAUGACAGGCGAAGAUGAACAGACUAUAUAUUAUGCUACAGAUCAUCAAGGAUCAUGUCCUCAAUCACCACCAUGGUAUGGAUAUGGCAACAUCCCAGUUAGAAACCAGAGCAUUGACUGUCUUCAUUUGAACGUUUAUGUACCCAGGACAUUGAAUUCCCAAACUCCCAGAGCAGUGAUGGUGUUUAUUCAUGGUGGAGAAUAUCUUUACGAGCAAGGAAUGAGAUAUGACGGAUCUCUACUUGCCGUUCAUGGCGAUGUUGUAGUAGUCACGAUGAAUUAUCGACUUGAUGCUUACGGAUUUCUCUCAUCCAACGAUGCUGUAAUCCCGGGUAAUCUUGGUCUUUGGGAUCAACGCCUGGCUUUAAAAUGGGUCAAGGACAAUAUUGCUGCUUUCGGUGGUGAUAGCAACAGGAUUACAGUGUUUGGUUCAGGCACAGGAGCGCACAGUAUCGGCAUGCACCUACUGUACGAGAACAAUACCGGUCUUUUUCAGAGAGUUAUUUUGCAAAGUGGCGCUCCUCUUACUCCUCUUGGACUGGUGCAUAACCCAUUGGAUUUUACCCAAAAAUUUGCUGUUGCCUUAGCUUGUGAUUAUCCCAACGCAACAGAUUUUUCUCAGAGACUUAAAGACUGUGUGGUUUCGAAAAAUAUUACUGAGGUCCUUGGUGCCACAUUGAAAGCCAAACAAUUUGACAUGCUCACAUAUAGAAGAGUUUUGGGUCCAGUUGUAGAUGGCGAUCUCUUGAAAAAUACGCCCUCAAGACUUAUCAGACGACCGAACAUUCCAUUUAGAAAUGUUGACCUCAUGGUUGGAACGAACAGUGCAGACGGAGGACAAGUACUUCUUAAGCUUGGGGUUUAUCAAGAUUCACAUAACUUUAAUCUCGAUAAGGGUGUUCCAAGAGAAGUCUUCAAAGAUCUUUUUGUCAAAUCCAUUGUUAGAGAUUACUUUAAUAGUUCAAAGGAUGUCCAGCAGGAACUUCUCAAUAGGUACUCUGGAUUGCGGAUCUCCGAAAUCGAACAGGCCCGGAAACUUGUUGCACUGUACGGAGAUUUAAUGCAGCAUGCUCCAUCAGUUAAAACACUAAAGCAACACACUGAAUUAGCACCAGGCAAAAAAACUUUCCAGUAUUAUUUUGCACACGACCCAGAAACUACCAAUUCAAGACCCUGGUUUCAAGGUGCAAACCACGCAGACGAACUUGCGUUUGUUUUUGGACCAGAGGUUAUAUACCCUCGAAGAAUAGAAGUGUCUGAUGAAGAAAUCCAAUUUUCAAGGAGAAUAAUGAAAUAUUGGUCAAACUUUGCCAAGACUGGGAAUCCUAAUUAUGUGUCAGAAGAUGUAUGGAAGGAAUUUACAUCACGUUAUCAGAACUAUAUGUAUCUUGCCUUUACACCAAGACUUCGAAGGAACCUGCGAUCAACAUCUAUCAAAUACUUAAUAGAUUUAACAGAGAAAAAGGAAGACUCAGGGGCAAUAACUCAUGGUGCUUCUGUAAUUUUGUCAAUUGCAUUAUAUUCCUUUCUUUUAGUAAACUUUGCUCAUUAA